AUGGCGAGGGUUGAUUUGGAUACUAUGCCCAAUGAAUUACGUCACCGCCACUUUCGAUUGAGCGUUUUUUUUCCAACUUUUUUUUUUUUUUUUGUGUGUGCGAUGCACACAUUUACACCGUCCUUUUUUCUUUCUACUUGUUUUUGGUGCGCGGUGGCUGAUGUUUUUAAAGGCAAAAGGGGAGGGAAAGCAGAAGUGGGAAUGACCCGCGUACUCACGAUGUACACCGUCGUUUUGGGGCUGUUUGAGCUGCUCACGAUAAUUUUAAUUUUUUGCGGCGGUACCAUUGACGAGGUGACACCGUGGUUUGACAGCGUCACGCCAUUCAAGCGGCGUUCAUAUGCUUGCAUGUACAUGGGGGUGCUCGUACUGUUAGUUACAUCACGAUUUCUUUUGGCGUACCUGCCACGACAUCGACUCAUUCGGAUUCAUAACGCUCUGGUGCACGCCCUGGAGCUUUGCCUUUUUGUGUUGCUUUGGUGGGUGAAGCAGGGCCCUGCCUCAGUGGUGUGUUACGUCCUUUUGGCGGUUAUGACAGUAAAUUGCGUUGUCUUCGGCUUACAGGCGUUCAGGACACCUACCCGUAGAGGCGAAAUCACUCUCCAUGAGAAGAAGAACAGGUAG
Molecule: messenger RNA, 624 nt
Organism: Trypanosoma cruzi
Lineage: Eukaryota; Euglenozoa; Kinetoplastea; Trypanosomatida; Trypanosomatidae
Exons: 1
Coding region: 1-624 (207 amino acids)
Source: RefSeq, a predicted model, not a curated record